Adineta steineri is the source of this 411-nucleotide messenger RNA. The record is from the annotation of a GenBank genome assembly. NCBI's taxonomy places the organism in Eukaryota, Metazoa, Rotifera, Eurotatoria, Adinetida, Adinetidae.
AUGCAGCGAUUAGCUACAAGUAUUACAAUUUUUUUCUUGGUUAUUCUAAGUUUUUACUCAACUGGUGCUAUAAGAUGCUAUGUUUGUCGAAGCGUCGACACUCCUGAUUGUGAUUCAGAACUCGAAUUAACAAAAGUCAAUGUUACUAUAUUUAUAGUUGCAAUUAAUGCUUCUCAAAGAUGCACGAAGGAUAAGCUCAGUGAUAUCUAUGUCCGAGGAUAUGGUGAUGCAACUGCGUGUCCAUAUGAUGGUAACCGUUGUAAUAGCAGUAAAAUUGCCGAUCUUACCGUAGCUAAUUGUUGUUGUAAUACAGAUUUAUGUAAUGGUGUUCCAUCGAUUCAACUACAAUAUUAUCUUCUUAUUCCUACUAUUUGUGUGUUCACUGUUAUUAAGAAAAUAUUUACUAUAUAA